AUGGUGUCGAAUGGAGGGGUUCUCCAUCCGGAUGUAUAUCUAUGGAUGGGGAUUCCGGUGUUUUGCAGGUUCGAAAGGCAUUCGAGAAAAGACGCUCAAAGGACAGCCAAUCUGGACUUUGACGCCCGCGUCCCCAUCCCCUUCAGUGUCUUCCCGUCGUCGUACCGGAGUGACGCUGUUCCUGAGACUACUCUUGAGACCGAAAGAGUAGAGGGAGAAGUCAAUCUCGAUCGUACUUCGCACGUCGAACGGGAAGAUACUCGAACCUCUGCUCCUCUUCCAGAUCCCCGUGCCCACGGUCAGGAAGAAGUCGACUUUCGUUUCCAGCGCGAGACUCGUACCACUCACGGUGGUAACGACCAGCAACACCAGCACGCCCACUUUCACGCCGGCAACAACACCAACAACAACAACUUCGUCUACGAGGAGCGUCAUCAGACGAACCGGUAUCCCGAAGUUGAUCUAGCUCGUGAACAGUACCGUGAACCUUCGGUCCGCUUCCAAGACCGUCCUCAAACCUACGAUAAGGCUCUCGAGUCCCAGCUCGACAUCACUGAGCGUGAGUAUCGUCGUCGUACCGACCCCACCUACGACGUCUCCCCAUCGGACCGCCGCUCUCAGGGUCCCGCCGUUGUAGAGUCUUUCGAAAGUCACCGUUACCCGACCGCCGACGUCUACGACCGUUCUGCCCGGUCCCAGGUUGAUCACACCUUCGACCGUACCGCCUACGACCGUACCGCCGAGUCCCAGGUCUACGACCAAUCUUCCCGCCGCCCCCAGGCCAACGUCUCCUACGACCGCACCGCCGAGUCCCAGGUCUACGACCGAUCUCCCCGUCGCCCCCAGCAGACCAACGUCUCCUACGACCAGGCCUUCCAGCCCCCGCCCGUUGAAGCUUACCGCGGAGACUCCUUCAGCCGUCGCGACCUCAACGUAGAGUCCGUUGCUCCCGCUCCGGCCCCAGAGACCACCAACCUUAAGGUUUACAAGACCAAGACUGUGAUUGAUCACCCCCCUGCUCGCAAGAUGGGCUACUACGACGACGACGGUAACUACCACUCCUUCCGUCGUGGUGUGGAACGCGCUGCCGACCGCAUCAUGCACCCCUUCCAUCACCAUGAUCAUCAUCAUCAUGGCCACCAUGAUCAUGACCAUCAUCACGAACGCCAGGAUGUUGUCGUCGCUGCUGACGAUCGCGGACCAGUUCGAUUCCGGGAGGGUGUUCGUGAGGAUGUGCGCAUCGUCGAGCCUCGUGCCGGCGGUGGCGCCACCACCGAAUCCGUGCCCAUUCCCUGCCACUUUGUGCGCAUCGGCGACAUCCUGAUCCUCCAGGGCCGUCCCUGCCAGGUGAUCCGUAUCUCCGUCUCCCCUCAGACCGGCCAGCACCGCUACCUGGGUGUCGACCUCUUCACCCGUCAACUGCACGAGGAGUCCAGCUUCAUCUCCAACCCUUCGCCCUCCGUCGUGGUCCAGACCAUGCUUGGUCCCGUCUACAAGACCUACCGCAUCCUGGACCUGCGUGACGACGGCAAGCUCGUCGCCAUGACGGAGUCCGGUGACGUCAAGCAGGGUCUGCCCGUCGUGCCCCAGGGUCACCUCUUCCGUCGCAUUCGUGAGGCGUUCGAGGAUGGCCGUGGCAGCGUCCGCGCCCUGGUCAUCAACGACGGCGGUCGUGAGCUGGUGGUGGACUACAAGGUGAUCCACGCUUCCCGCCUGUAG
Messenger RNA from Aspergillus affinis, 1719 nucleotides. RefSeq names its product putative Woronin body protein HexA (gene hexA). Gene Ontology annotation, molecular function: RNA binding; translation elongation factor activity; ribosome binding. The record is from RefSeq and is a predicted model, not a curated record. Bases 1 to 1719 code for a protein of 572 amino acids. The transcript is spliced from 3 exons. Gene Ontology annotation, biological process: positive regulation of translational elongation. NCBI's taxonomy places the organism in Eukaryota, Fungi, Ascomycota, Eurotiomycetes, Eurotiales, Aspergillaceae.